AUGACUAAAGUCUUGAGUAUUGGUCUUGGUGGUGUUGGUGUAAUAGCCGCUUACACUCUAGUUCGUAAUGAUCCUACAAUUGAAUUGACUGCUGUCAUUAGAUCUGAUUAUGAUAUUGUAACCACCAAAGGAUACUCUAUUUCUUCAGUCGAUUAUGGCGGACGUUCGUUAGAUGCUGGAGAUAAUGAUGAAUCCAAAAUGAUCCAUGGAUUCAAACCUACGCACGUGGAAAAGACCCUUGAGUCAGCUUCCCAACACGGCCCCUUUGAUUACAUUGUCAUUUGUACUAAAUGUGUUCCUUAUCCUAAGGACAAUGUUUGGGAUCAAGUAUCUCAGAACAUAGAUGCUUUGACUCAUCCCGGUAGAAAGACUCAUGUGGUGUUAAUUCAAAAUGGUAUUGAUAUAGACCAUUAUUGGAACUCCUUGGAGGACCGUGUUCGGUUAAUUUCAGGUGUCAGUUAUAUUCUGUCCGUGAACUAUAAGGGUAAAAUUGUUCAAUAUGGUCCAGAUGAAGUUUUAUUUGGAUAUUUCGAUAAAGAUGAUGAUGAAAAUGGCUUACAGAAAUGGAUUUCCAUGUAUCUGAAUGAUAUUAAUCAAGUUGGUAAAGAUACCAAUCCUCGAUUUACCAGAUGGAAGAAAUUACUUUAUAAUGGAUCAUUUAAUACUAUCUGUGCAUUAACCCAAGCCAACGUUGGUCAAUUGUAUCGUACUAAUGAUGAAAAUAGUGUUGUGGAACAUACUGUGAUACCAAUUAUGAAGCAAAUCCAACAAGUUGCCAAUUAUGAUCUUGAAAAAUUGGGAAUGGAAGAACGUAUUUCCGAUGAACAAAUUAGAAAUAUGGAUAAAUAUACCAAAGAGAGUGAUGCCCCCACCAAUUAUCAACCACUGAUGCUUGUUGACGUUAUAAACAAUAGGGCCAUGGAAUUAGAGGUUAUUUUGGGCAAUGUGCUUUCCAUUCACCGGUCUCAUGGCAGUCCAUUUCAAUUGAAAGAACUUGAAUUUCUCUACUACUUGUUAAGCUUAGUUCAAUAUCGAAUUACACGUGAGUAA
Messenger RNA from Lizanozyma spartinae, 1050 nucleotides. Its product is annotated as ketopantoate reductase family protein. The transcript has a single exon. Gene Ontology annotation, molecular function: oxidoreductase activity. The record is from RefSeq and is a predicted model, not a curated record. Bases 1 to 1050 code for a protein of 349 amino acids. NCBI's taxonomy places the organism in Eukaryota, Fungi, Ascomycota, Pichiomycetes, Serinales, Debaryomycetaceae. Gene Ontology annotation, cellular component: cytoplasm.